Messenger RNA from Salvelinus fontinalis (brook trout), 6789 nucleotides. RefSeq names its product volume-regulated anion channel subunit LRRC8C-like. Lineage: Eukaryota; Metazoa; Chordata; Actinopteri; Salmoniformes; Salmonidae. The record is from RefSeq and is a predicted model, not a curated record. The transcript is spliced from 7 exons. Gene Ontology annotation, molecular function: protein binding. The coding region runs from base 360 to 2756 and encodes 798 amino acids.
ACAUCAUGACACUUAUUUGGAGUCUCUGGCUCAAGUGGUUUGAAAGCUAUUGAGGUUUGAAAGCGCGAAUAUCCGUCGAAUAUCGAACUUGAAACUGUCUUAACCUCGGAUAUUCUAACGAGCCCAACACGUAAAGCGGCUAGUCUCCGCCCUGACCGCGUCAGUCAGUCAGUAGGCUACAAUCUUUGUGCAUCACGAACAGACAGGAACAUUGAACUAGCUUGCAGUCAGAAAUAACGGAAAGCUGAGGACCACGCCAGAUCCACAAGGACAUGAUUGCCGCUGCUGCCCUAAAAAACACCCAUCGACAAACCGCUAUAGAAUCUAGGCUGUCAGACAGAUAUCACUAGGCAGGAGCCAUGAUUCCUGUGACAGAGUUCCGGCAGUUCUCAGAGCAGGAGCCAGCAUUCCGGGUUCUGAAGCCCUGGUGGGAUGUGUUCACAGACUACCUCUCUGUGGUCAUGCUAAUGAUCGGGGUGUUCGGAUGCACCCUACAGGUGGUCCAGGACAAAAUCAUCUGCCUUCCACAGAGAAUAUCAAUAGCGAACCAAACAAUAACCUUACCAAAUAAAACCGAGCUGGUCUCACCUGUUGUGUCGCAGGAUGUGCAUGAGAUGAUGGGCCUGAAAACCAACCUGGACCUUCAACAGUACAGCUUCAUAAACCAGAUGUGCUACGAGAAAGCCCUGCACUGGUAUGCCAAGUACUUCCCUUACCUAGUCCUCAUACACACCCUCAUCUUCAUGGUGUGUAGCAAUUUCUGGUUCAAGUUCCCAGGCUCCAGCUCUAAGAUAGAGCAUUUCAUCUCCAUCUUGGGAAAGUGCUUCGACUCCCCCUGGACUACUAGAGCUCUGUCCGAGGUGUCUGGAGAGAACCCAGAGGAGAAGGUAUUGUUGGACAACAAGAACAACAGUGCCAGCAAAGCGAUCCUCAACGUGUCUGUAGAGGGGAACCUGGACAGCCUGGAAAAGACCCAGUCCCUCAAAUCCAUCCCAGAGAAGAUCGUAGUGGACAAGCCCACAGCCAGCGCCCUGGAUAAGAAGGAAGGAGAACAGGCCAAAGCUCUGUUUGAGAAGGUGAAGAAGUUCCGCCUGCACGUCGAAGAGGGGGACAUCCUCUAUGUUAUGUAUGUUCGUCAGACUGUUCUCAAAGUGUUCAAGUUCCUCCUCAUCAUCGCGUAUAACAGUGCUUUAGUCUCUGAGGUGCAGAUCACAGUGAAGUGCAGUGUUGACAUACAGGACAUGACGGGAUAUAAGCAUUUCUCCUGUAAUCACACCAUGGCCCACUUGUUCUCUAAGUUGUCGUACUGUUACCUGUGCUUCGUGGCUGUGUACGGAUUCACCUGCCUCUACACUUCCUACUGGCUCUUCUACCGCUCGCUGAAGGAGUACUCCUUUGAAUACGUGAGGCAAGAAACGGGAAUCGAUGACAUCCCAGACGUGAAGAAUGACUUUGCCUUCAUGCUGCACAUGAUCGACCAGUACGACCCACUGUACUCCAAAAGGUUCGCAGUGUUCCUGUCUGAGGUGAGUGAGAACAAACUGAAACAGCUGAACCUGAACCAUGAAUGGACGCCAGAGAAGCUGCGUCAGAGACUGCUGACCAACCAUAACAACAGACUGGAGCUGCAGCUCUUCAUGCUGUCUGGGCUCCCGGACACCAUCUUCGAGGUGACAGAGCUCCAGUCCCUGAAGCUAGAGAUCAUCAACAACGUAACCAUCCCAGCUUCCAUCGCCCAGCUGGAAAACCUCCAGGAGCUGUCUCUGUAUCAGUGUUGCUUAAAGAUCCACACCACAGCCACUUCCUUCCUCAAGGAUAACCUUAAGGUGCUCAGGGUAAAGUUUGAUGACAGCAGGGAGCUGCCUCAUUGGCUGUACCACCUACGGAAUCUAGAGGAGCUCUACCUCAUUGGCUCACUGAGUCCUGACGCUUCUAAGAAUGUGGUUCUGGAGUCUCUAAGGGAGCUGAAGAAUCUGAAGACCCUGUCGCUCAAAAGUAACUUUACAAAGAUCCCCCAGUCCAUCGUGGACGUGUCCAGCCACCUGCAGAGACUGUACGUUUACAACGAUGGCACCAAGCUGGUGAUGCUCAACAACCUGAAGAAGAUGGUGAACCUGACUGAACUGGAGCUGGUGCACUGUGACCUGGAACGCAUCCCACAUGCUGUCUUUAGCCUCACGAACCUACAGGAGUUGGACUUGAAGGAAAACAACCUGCGCUCCAUUGAGGAGAUAGUCAGCUGCCAGCACCUCCACAAACUGACGUGCCUGAAACUCUGGCACAACAGUAUCUGCUACAUCCCUGAGCACAUCAAGAAGCUGGGCAGCCUGGAGCGCCUCUACUUCAGUCACAACAAGAUAGAGAUCUUGCCCUCGCACCUGUUCUUAUGCAACAAGCUUCGUUACCUGGAUCUGUCCAACAACGACAUCCGGUUCAUUCCGCCGGAGAUCGGUGUCCUACAGAGUCUUCAGUACUUCUCUGUUACGUGCAACAAGAUUGAUAACCUCCCAGACGAGCUCUUCUUUUGCAAGAAGCUCAAAACCCUCAAGCUGGGCAAGAAUACGCUGUCGUUGCUCUCACCAAAGAUCUCAUACCUGGUUCUAUUGACACACCUGGAACUGAAGGGCAACCAUUUUGAGCUCCUGCCUCCAGAGCUGCGGUUCUGCCGGGCAUUGAAGCGUGGCGGCCUAGUGGUGGAGGACAUCCUGUUUGAAACCUUGCCUUCGGAUAUCAGAGACAAAAUGAAGGCUGAGUGAAAUGCCUUACAGAAUCUGUGCAAAAGGCCCUGCGAUACAUUAGCAUCCUGUCCAGGGGGUGUACUUGUAUAUCAAGCUGCCUCACAUUACAUAAACAGGAGAUUGGCUCCUGCCCUAUGGGCCUAUCUGGCUCGGACAAAGCAAGUUACUUAUAUGUGCAAAAAAAAAAAGCCAAUCUUGUCUUAAUCUGACAAUCAUAGUCUACCAAAAUUGUAGAUUUUACUGUAUACUUAGUUUAUCAUGAUCAAACUCUAAGCAGUAUACUGUUCUGAGGUGGAAAUUGUGAUAUUCAUGCACAGCGAAUUCUCCAGUGUUAAAUCAACACUUACAGUGACAAUUUUUCUAUACGGGUCCACACGAUUAACACUUUUAGUGUUAUGCAAUAACACUUCAUAUAGUAUUUUUAACACUAGGAAGUGUAUAUAGUUUACACUAAUGGUGUUAUGCAAUAACACCUCAUAUCGUAUUUUUAACACUAGGAAGUGUAUAUAGUUUACACUAAUGGUGUUAUGCAAUAACACCUCAUAUAGUAUUUUUAACACUAGGAAGUGUAUAUAGUUUACACUAAUGGUGUUAUGCAAUAACACCUUAUACUGUAUUUUUAACCAUUACGCAAAGAGGUCUGUAUCUGUUGACAAGGUCGCUGGUGUUGGAUUAAGGAGAUUACAAUAACGUCUUUAAAGCAUUUACAAAGACUUCAGGACUGGCAGCAGACAUAUUCAAACUUGAAUAAGUAUAACCAUAGACCACUUAAACUGAUACAACACUUCCAUUCAUGGGUGCCAAAAACAAUGAAUUUAAAGCCACGCCUCAACUAAGCCACACCUCCAAUAUAAUUUCCCAGUGCCUUGCCUUUUCAAGUUAAUUGUAGAUUUACCACCCAUGACAGUAUUUGUUAGUGGCAGAGACAUGGUUGUUGAAUUUAUUAAUUUCACUCCUGUGGACUUCCCACUAGAGGUGAAUGUUAUCAUUAAAAUGUAAUGCUUUAGGACAAUACAUUAAAUAUAUAAGGCCUUACUUUCAUGGCCAAGUUUUACCCUAACACAGUGGUGUUAGGACAAUCCUGGUUUAGAGGCCACAUCUGCAAGUCACAUUAUGCAGGCUUGCAAAGUGAUGUAAUUCCUAUACGAAACCAGAUUUUUUAUCAUUCAGAAUGAAUGUAAGGGUUAGGAACAUUGUGAGGAGACUACCUAAGUCAGGGAUGGGCAACUCCAGUCUUCAGGGUCCAGAUGGGUGUCACAUUUUUCCCUUUCCCUAGCAAACACAGCUGAUUAAACUAAUUACGUUCUAAAUUAGCUAGGGCAAAAUGUUGACACCAAUCAGGCCCCUUGGGGCCCGAGUUUCCCACCCCUUAUCUAAACCAUUUAAACUGGAACAGCCAUUUAAGUAAUAGUUGCAUUUAUUGCAUUCAUCUGAUUGGAUUAGUUGAGAAAAAUGUAUGUUAUUUAAAAAUCAUAUUUGUGUACAAUAAUAUUAAUCAAUCAAUGUACAUGCAAAAACACAGAUAUUAAAAACAAUCCUAAAAAUGACUCCCUCCAGUAGAGCAUGCUGGGAAAUGUGAUAAUGAUGGGCAUGGUUUUAUUGGGAAUGUUUUACUCUCCACAGAGUAAAACUGACAGAGAGUAAAACAGACACAAUCACAUUCUCACACUUAACAUUGGAUAUAAACACUAACACUGGGGUUAUUUUACACUACUGAGUGUUCAUUUCAGAUUUAAUUUAACUCCUGAAUCAACACUAGAAAUGUUACACUGAAAAAUCUACACUAGGUAACACUGGCCAAUUUGCUGAGUGGGUGUAUGUUUUGAGUAAUAUGUCUAAGUGUUACUUCAUGUCAGAAGGGAAUAUGGCUUUGUGAUGUAAUUAAAUGGUUCUUAACAAUAUAAUUAGUCACAGGAAAGGUAUAUUUUGUAAUGGCGCGUUGUUCAUCCGCACCUGCCCGCAAUUACUAAUAACCCAUCCGCAACCGCCCGUCUAUAUGUGAUAAAGUGAAUAUCUAACUUGCUAAUAUAAACAAUGUGCUGUAGGAUAGUGUGAGAUGCCGGAACGAUUUGACAGGGGGUGCAGGAUUCUGUUUUGCCUGAUUUAGAUAUGUUUCUGCUUAUAAUUUCAAACAUUUUGGUAGGCUAUUUGUUAUUCAACUUGUCAUUAGGCCUAUAUGUUGCCCUAGAAGACUAAAUAAACCUUUGAUCACCAGAAUAAUGUCAUACAUUGAUAGAAAUAAUGCUUCAAUCUAGUUGACAUGGGUAAAAAAGAUUCUCUGUGCAACAUCUCCAAAUGACAUCAGUUUGACCGGUUCUAAGGAAAUAGAAAAGUGUGAAAAUGACCCUGAAAGAAAGAAAUCUAAUUUCUCCACUCUUGUUCCCAAGUUCAAAUUUUGCUUACAUUUGAUGUAUCAUUUUACUUAAAUAAAUGCUUAAUUCUGCAGGAGUUAAUAUUAAGUCUAUGUGAGAGGUUAUAGACUUACAGUCAGUGUUCAGAUUUCAGUUUCCAUUUAACUCAUCUGAACAGUAGGCUACAGUUCCCUUGACGUGCCAUAGGCCUAUUUGAAGUCCAUCUUGUGACUGUGGAAUUUGUAUAGCGCCUCACAAUCACCACACACAACAUUGCCAGCACCGCUAUCAUCCUCUCUAAACACUUCACCAAUUCUUUCCCAAACAUUACUUUUCUUGGCUCUCUCUUCUCUUUAUUUUCAACUCUCCAUUUCACAGCUUUUCUCUUAUUGAAUUAAAGUCCGACAUUGGCCUUUUUGCCUCCAUGGAUAGAUGUUUACUUUUUUCUGCCCAUUCCCAAGUGCAUUUGGGGUUUGCCGUGUAGGCUAUUUGGUACGCUACAGUUAGGCCCUAAAGAUUAAGCUUAUGCACCAAUGCCAGAUAGCCUAAAAUAAUGAAAGAAAAAUGUCAAUGUAGCCUAUAGAUAUACAUUUCACAAGAAUGAUAGGUUACAUUUUCAGAUUUUUUAAGGUAUUGUUUUCCUUUUAAUCAAGCCGCCUGCUACCCACCCACCCUUCAUCCGCACAAUAUUUCAUGACCUUAAACCCACCCGCCCCGCGGAUAUAAUCGCGGGGACUGCGGGUUAUGAGUCAACCCGCGCAUCACUAAUACUUAGCCUGGCUACCCGUCUAUUUGUGCUAAGAUUUGACUCCUUGUACUCUGUGUCAUAUGCCAAACAUAAUGUUUGUGGAAUGAUAGUACAAACAGAUCUGGGACCAGGCUAAGGAAUACUGUCUAUCAGAGGAACUCAACAACAGGAUUGCUUGUUCUUGUAUUGUUGAUAUUGUUACUUAUUACACUUGUUAUACCGUAUUAUGCAGUGUCUAGCAUAAGCUUCAAUGAACAUACACUGGAUAGAAUGUAAGCCUAUAAUCAGAAAGAUUGGAUUUAUACAAUAAUCCAAAUAUUGAAUGUAUUAUCCUGAAGGGCCUCAUAUUUGGACUUAAUUUACUGUCCAAAGAUAUUCUAAAAUAGAUAUACUAAAAUGUUUUUUGAAAUAACUUUUCUACUCAGUCUCUAUAUUAUGUAGUACUCGGAUAAUGAAAGUGCUUUAUAUAACAGUGUAGUUGGCUACAAGUGAAAUGUGGACUCAGCUGUAACUGUUUGUCAAUAGCCUGUGGCAAGACCAUAUUUAUCAGGAGGGAUAGCUAGUUUUAGUUAGUCACAGCUUACACAAGCUAAAAAAGACCAGCCAUGUUGUAAUUAACAUAUUUUGCACACGCCUUAUAGAUAGAGAGAACAAUAAAGUCCACGCCUUAGACAUUACAGUGUAUCAUAAUCAGAGCUGUAGAUCACUGCAAAGGUGCCAUGGUUAGCUGCUAUCUUAAUUUAUAAAAACAGUAUCCCUACCGUAUUUAGGGCGUUAUAUUCUAAGGUUAAAUAUUCCAACCAUAUUAAUACAGAUGGUAAUGAGAGAAAGAUAACAAAAAGGCAUAUCUUUUGUACAUAUUUUUUUAUCAGAUCAUCUUUGCUGUGUUUGGUUCUUCAUGUUGAUUAAUAAAAACAGCCAGAUGGCAGCUGCUUUAAAUGUGGCACAAACA